CACGUCGUAGCUACCUAGCAUUCUUAGGUACAUAUGGCUUGCACAGUGCACUUCAACUCGCACCAACUCAUACCUUAAACUUUGUUAUGGAGCCAAUUGCAAGGAACCGUUCCCACGAACCGCUCAGCUACGAAGUAGCCAUUCCAUGAUCCAAGUAAGAUUGAUGGAAACAUUUCCAGAUGAUUCAAUGGCGGGGCAUCCAACAACAACAGGAUCAUAAUCAUUUCAUGCUAGGUAUCCCACCCCACCAUGACAAGGGGGUUGGCUGUCCCUCCCUCUUUCCAUAUCUUGCGUAGCUUCAUUACUAUAAGAAAGCCAAUCUUUUUCUCUCUCGUCUUGCUUCCUCUCUUCAUACCAUUUGAAAAAUAAUACCCUCAAUAACGUACCUUCAAAAGAUACCCUACUUUGACUCUUAAUUGUUCAACUUUCUUCAAGAGAAUCAAAAGAUCAUACUAGCUAAUAUGUCUCUCCCAACUUCCAUGAAAGCUUUGAGAUACUCCAAGCCAGAAGAAUAUGGAAUCGUUGAGGUUCCUCUCCCAAAGCUCCGUGAUAACGAUGUCUUGGUAAAGGUCAAGGCCUGUGGUGUUUGCGGAACCGAUUUGCACAUCCACGAGGGAGAAUUCAUUGCAAAGUUCCCUCUCAUUCCUGGACAUGAAACUGUUGGUGUUAUCGCUGCUACUGGACCUAAGGUCAAGGGCUUCAAUGUUGGUGACAGAGUUGUAGCUGAUAACUCCGAGCUCUGUGAGGAGUGCUUCUACUGCCGUCGUGGUCAACUCUUGUUGUGCGAGAACUUCAACGCCCACGGUGUUACCAUGGACGGUGGUUUCGCAGAGUACUGUGCUUACCCAGCCGCUAAGGUCUUCAAGAUCGAGAACCUCUCAGAUGUUGAUGCCACCCUCCUCGAGCCAGCCUCAUGUGCUGCUCACGGUCUUGAGAAGAUUGCACCAAAGAUGGGUUCAUCCGUUCUCAUGUUCGGUGCUGGACCAACUGGUCUCGUUCUCGCUCAAUUGCUCAGACAAAAUGGUGGAUGCAAGGUCGUCCUCGCUGCACCAGGUGGUCUUAAGAUGGAUCUCGCAAAGAAGCUUGACGCUGCUGAUAUCUACAUCGAACUUUCCCGUGAUAACCCAGAAGCUCAAUUCCAACAAAUCAAGGAUGAGUACAAAUACGGUUUCGACAUCGUUGUUGAAGCUACCGGAAGCGCUAAGAUUCUCGAGGAUGCUAUCAACUACGUUCGUCGUGGAGGUAAGCUCGUAGUCUAUGGUGUCUACAGCAGCUCUGCUAGAGUUACCUGGCCACCAUCCAAGAUCUUUGGUGAUGAAAUCACCAUUCUUGGUUCCUUCUCCGAGACUUACAUGUUCCCUGCUGCUAUCGAUUACCUCGACUCCGGCAAGGUCAAGGUUGAGGGUAUUGUCAACAAGACCUUCAAGCUUGAACAAUGGGGUGAAGCUUUGGAAUCUAUCAAGAACAAGAGUGCUAUUAAGGCAGCUAUUGUUUUCGAUUAGAUUAUGUUAAUGUGUAAAAAUGGGAGUCAAAAAAAUGACAUGAUGUGAUGUUUUGCUCAGUAUUGAGAGAUAUUAUACCUUAAAGCGAGCUAUUAGAGCUAGAAUUUACGAUUCAAUGAAAAAUAAUUUACUGUAUGGAUGUUUUCUAUAGCUUGAGCGGAUUUGU
Botrytis porri is the source of this 1668-nucleotide messenger RNA. RefSeq lists its product as uncharacterized. NCBI's taxonomy places the organism in Eukaryota, Fungi, Ascomycota, Leotiomycetes, Helotiales, Sclerotiniaceae. The record is from RefSeq and is a predicted model, not a curated record. The transcript has 7 exons. The coding region runs from base 462 to 1502 and encodes 346 amino acids. Gene Ontology annotation, molecular function: zinc ion binding; oxidoreductase activity.